UUCUUCUCUCAUACUCUGUUUUCAAAAAAUUCAAAAAUAUUUAUCUUUCUCUUCCUAUUUCAUUCAUAUAUUUUGAUGCAUAACUAUAGAGCCUUGAUUUUUGAUGUACUUUAAGAUUCAUGACUCCAGUAAUCAGUGAAGUUCUUCUUUCUGGUUUUACAAUUAACUCAACGCUUCGUCGUGGAACUCACUUAGUCCAAUCCUUCUCUGUUGUCUUCCUCUACUGGUUCUACGUGUUCUCAUGAAAAUACUCUGUUUUAUCCUCGCUAACAAAAGUUAAACUUCUUGAUUCUGAUUUAGUUAUUAUUACUGAUAUUUAUUUAGUUAUAACGCGUUAAAUUACUAGUAUUAUGGCUUCUCCUAGUGGAAAUUCUUCAUCAGGGUCAGAUGAUCUGCAACAACUAAUGGAUCAAAGGAAACGUAAAAGAAUGAUAUCGAACAGGGAAUCAGCAAGAAGAUCAAGAAUGAAGAAGCAGACGCAUUUGAAUGAAUUAAUGGCUCAAGUGAAUCAACUGAAGGAACAAAAUAACCAAAUUGUGAGUAACAUAAAUAUGGUGAAUCAGGUUUAUUUGAAUGUGGAGGCAGAGAACUCUGUUCUCAGAGCACAAAUGGCAGAGUUGAGUAAUAGGCUACAGUCUUUAAAUGAGAUCAUAAAUUGCAUCAACUCAGCAAAUUCAACAAUUGAUGAAACAGAGAUUAAUUGUGAAGAUGAUUUCUUGAAUCCUUGGAAUUUGCUACAUGUGAAUCAGCCAAUUAUGGCUUCUGCUGAUGCUUUCAUGUACUGAUUUAGUAUCAUUUUGGUCAUUGAAAAGUCGAUUUUUUUAAAAAAAGACAAUGUUGUUGUUGGGAUUCUUGGAUUGGCUCUAGAUGAAGGCGCUUGGUUAGGUUCACUAAUAAAUAAUUGGAUUUGAUAAAAUA
This is a messenger RNA of Solanum stenotomum, 918 nucleotides long. Its product is annotated as bZIP transcription factor 11-like. Gene Ontology annotation, molecular function: DNA-binding transcription factor activity; transcription cis-regulatory region binding. Lineage: Eukaryota; Viridiplantae; Streptophyta; Magnoliopsida; Solanales; Solanaceae. Gene Ontology annotation, cellular component: nucleus. Bases 351 to 785 code for a protein of 144 amino acids. Gene Ontology annotation, biological process: positive regulation of DNA-templated transcription. The transcript has a single exon. The record is from RefSeq and is a predicted model, not a curated record.